CUGCUGCCAAUUACAAUGAAUAGCAAUGCCUGUAAUACUAAAUUGAUCUCUGUUAUUUUUUUUUUCAUCUCUGCAGGGGCACACCAAAACUGCGACAUUGAUUUCGACGGAAGCGGAGGGGACAUUGCGCAUUCUUGGCACACGGGUAAUAUGCACUUUGAUGACGACGAAAACUUCAAGGCGAUUUACUCCCCAUCUGUUGAGGGAAUCUACCUCUUGCGAGUGGCUGUGCAUGAAAUUGGUCACGUGCUCGGCCUAAACCACACCGAAAAGGAUCACUCGGUUAUGUAUGCAAUUUACAAUCAAGAUAGCAGCGUUGAUAGUGAAUUCGAAUUGGGAUGGGACGAUCGGAAAGAUGUUCAGAAAAUAUACGGUGUUUGUAGAGGUGCCUUCAAUACAGUGUUCGAUUGGGUUCGGAGACGACCAGAUAAUCGAUUUAUUUUCAAUACCUACUUCUUCAGAGGUAACCGAUACUGGAUGUAUGAGAAUCAUGCGAAUCGAACACGAUACGGGGACCCGCUCAUUAUUUCACGUGAGUGGAAAGGUGUGCCAAGCGAUAUUGAUGCAUAUGUACACAUCUGGUUCUACAACCAUCCCGGAAUUGUCGACGUCACCUAUUUCUUUAAAGGUGAAAACUAUUAUAUGUACGAAAGUAUGGAGGCUAAAGUGCUUGACGGUUGGCCAAAGAAAAUCUCAGAAGGUUUUGGUCCUAAACCAAAUGGCACUGAUCGUAUACCAAACAACGUGGACAGUGUCUUUUUUGACAUGAGAGACAGCAACAUAUAUUUCUUUAAAGAUGACAUGGUCUAUGUUUACAAUCCACGAGGAGAAGGUGCCCCUUCAAAGACCGGCUGCUGCGAGAGAAUUAGCAAAAUUACCGACGAAUUUCCAGCUGCAAAAGGCGAACGUCCACUUGAGGGGAAUCUUGAUGCCGUUUACUAUUCAUACAAGAAACAAUCAAUGUAUUUUCUGAAAGGCGAGGACGUUUGGAGGAACAGCAACUUCAGCCGGCGACAAAGUCCGCGAAAGAACACGAUUCGUUAUGAGGGCAAAUGGUACGACCAUUGGUACGACAUAUGUGAUGUGAAGUCGGACACGUCUGCUACCAGCGGCAUGAUCAACUAUGCAGGCGAUUGAUUUGUGAUAGACGUAGGAGGCAAAUACCUGAGCUACAACAUCUUAAAACGCAUACAUAUAAAUAAAUACAUAUAUAUAUAAUGCAUAGAGAAUGCAUAUGUAUUUCCGUGUAUAUAUAUAUACACAUACAUGUAUAUAUA
Octopus sinensis (East Asian common octopus) is the source of this 1277-nucleotide messenger RNA. Its product is annotated as matrix metalloproteinase-21-like. Gene Ontology annotation, biological process: extracellular matrix organization; collagen catabolic process; proteolysis. The record is from RefSeq and is a predicted model, not a curated record. Gene Ontology annotation, cellular component: extracellular matrix. NCBI's taxonomy places the organism in Eukaryota, Metazoa, Mollusca, Cephalopoda, Octopoda, Octopodidae. The transcript is spliced from 4 exons. The coding region runs from base 16 to 1137 and encodes 373 amino acids. Gene Ontology annotation, molecular function: metalloendopeptidase activity; zinc ion binding.